AAUAAUCGAGCUCACCUGCGCGUCUUGUCGGUUCUCGAAUUAUUUGCACUAAAAUACUGCAAAAAACACUAAUUUAGACUUUAUUUAUUGUCAAAAAUGUGCUUGAUUAUGUUAGGAAUCUGUUAAAACUAAAACUUGACAGUGUAACUCAAAAAUGGAUGAGAAACUUGCAAUUCUUUGAAGCCGUUUUGCUUCAUCACAGCUUUUGCGGCUUGGUGCUUCGUGUUGUCAUUCAGCGGACGAAACCGUGCACACACAACGAAGGCUAAUCGAGCGAGCUGUGUUUGUUUUGCUUCGCUGCUAGGCUGCCGGCUAGCUAGGAUAAGAAAGGUUUAUCAGUUUGUUGUUUGUGGAACGCUUGGAAUUAACAGUACCUACUAACUGUGCACGAUGGAUAACGACAGUGAUAAUGAUAAUGACCACGAUCAGGAUAACGAUAAUGAUCACGAAGGCGAGCUGAACUUGGCCGGUUUUCUGUUCGGCAAUGUCGACGAGCACGGCCGGUUGGAGAACGACUUCCUGGACGAGGAAGCCAAGCAGCAUCUUUCAUCGCUGUCACGGAUGGGCUUAUCGUCAUUCUUGGCUGAUGUGCUAACCGAUGGAACCGAGAAAGCGCCCGUCGAGCAUAGCGAUAGUGAUGAUUCUUUAUCCAGCGACGACCAUCGGUACGACGAUAACGAUGACGAUAAUGCCAAUUACAAAAUCAAAGCGGAAGAUGCCGUGGACUUUUCGGACUUCAACGAGUUGGCGGAGGACUUACCGGUUGCAUUGGAACCUUCAGAUAAAAGGAAAGAUUCGGGUGGAGAUGACGAUUAUGACGACAUUGAAGCGGCCAUUCCGGUAAGUAAGGUGGACCUAAAAGGAUCCAACUCCGAUGCUGGCCGCGAUGGAGAUGACGAGAAGGAAGAUGGAGAUGAUGCGGUGGAUGAUAAGCAGUUGAUGCCACCUCCCAGUGCCCCAAUCAGCGGAGCAGAGGGAAAGACAGAUGACGAUGGAAGUGCUACGGAAAAACCAAGAACGGAACGAAAGUUAGAUACACCUCUUGCGGCGAUGUUGCCCUCAAAAUACGUAGAUGUAGAUGUACGUGAAUUGUUUCCAGAUUUUCGCCCGGAUAAGGUGCUUCGAUUCUCAAGGCUUUUUGGGCCGGGUAAAAUUUCCAGUCUACCGCAGAUUUGGAGAAGUGUCCGCCGUCGGCGCAAGAAGAAGCUUCAGAAGCUAAAAAUGAAAGAUGGUUCAGAUUCUACAUCUGAUUCGGAUGAACCACGUCGUAGGCAUGGGUUUAGUUGUGUUUAUGCUCCCGUUCCAUCGCGAGACCAAUGGGCGUCCGACGACGAGGACAAAUUGUUGAGCUUAACUCGAGAGGAAGAAAAAGAGGAAAAACCGGACACCGAUACGGGUGGUGAUUCCAAGCCCAAAGUGGCAGAUUGGCGUUUCGGCCCUGCUCAAGUAUGGUACGACAUGUUGGACGUUCCGGAAACUGGCGAGGAUUUUAACUAUGGCUUCAAGACCACCGAUAGAAAGGAAGAAGUAGACAUCAAAGGCGAACCCAUCCCGGAUGACGCUUUCUUGAUGGUAUCCCAACUGCACUGGGAAGAUGACGUUGUUUGGGACGGAAACGACAUAAAGCAUAAAGUGCUGCAAAAACUAAAUUCAAAGAUUAACGCUGCCGGUUGGCUCCCGUCAAGUGGAUCCCGAACGGCUGGAGCAUUUAGCCAGCCUGGAAAAAGUAUUCCAGCUUCACCAGCUGUUUCUGGCUCGAAGCAUGGGUCCGGUCAGGGAAAAAUGAGUAAAGCACAAAUGAUCAUAAACGCUGCACAAAACAAACAGCAGGAAGAGAAUGACGACACCUGGUACAGUAUCUUUCCGGUUGAAAACGAAGAGCUGGUUUACAGCAAAUGGGAAGAGGAGGUGAUUUGGGAUGCGGAAGCUGUUUGUAAAGUUCCGAAGCCAAAAGUUCUUACUUUGGAUCCUAACGAUGAGAACAUUAUUCUUGGUAUUCCCGAUGAUAUCGAUCCUUCAAAGAUCAUAAGAAACACGGGACCGACUCCCAAAGUUAAAAUCCCUCACCCACAUGUCAAGAAGUCGAAGAUUCUUCUAGGAAAGGCUGGUGUCAUAAACGUACUGGCUGAGGACACACCUCCACCGCCUCCAAAAAGUCCCGAUCGUGAUCCUUACAACAUCUCCAAUGAUGUAUUCUACAUGGCUAAAUCAUCGGAAGCCACUCUCAAACUCAAGGUUGGUGGCGGGAAUCUGCUGCAACAUUCAACGCCGGUCGUCGAAUUGCGCGCUCCGUUUAUCCCGACGCACAUGGGUCCGAUGAAGCUGCGAAUGUUCCAUCGGCCGCCGAUGAAAAAAUACUCUCACGGAGCACUGGCAUCGAUCAACCCGCAACCGGUGCUUCCUCUGCUAAAGCACAUAAAAAAGAAGGCCAAACAGCGAGAGCUGGAACGGAUCGCUUCCGGCGGCGGCGAUGUUUUCUUCAUGCGAACUCCAGACGAUCUGUCCGGUCGUGACGGUGAACUUGUCCUCGUCGAAUUUUGCGAAGAGCAUCCACCGCUGAUGAAUCAAGUUGGAAUGGCUACCAAAAUCAAAAACUACUACAAACGUAAGGCAGCUAAGGAUGCCGGACCUCCGGAAUUCAAAUACGGUGAACUUCAUUUCGCCCACACUUCCCCUUUCUUGGGAAUCCUACAUCCGGGUCAUUGCAUGCAGGUAGUUGAAAACAAUAUGUAUCGAGCUCCAAUUUACCAGCACCACGUUUUGGAAACAGAUUUCCUCGUCAUACGAACGCGCAGCAACUACUUCAUCCGAGAGGUGGACGCGCUGUUUACAGCCGGCCAAGAAUGCCCACUGUACGAAGUUCCAGGUCCAAAUUCUAAACGGGCCAAUAAUUUUGUUCGCGACUUCCUACAAGUUUUCAUCUACCGGCUGUUUUGGAAGAGCAAGGACAAUCCCCGCAAGAUCCGUAUGGACGACAUCAAGAAGGCAUUCCCGGCUCACUCCGAGAGUAGUAUCCGCAAGCGGUUGAAGCAGUGCGCAGACUUUAAACGUACCGGCAUGGACUCCAACUUUUGGGUGAUCAAACCAGAAUUCCGACUCCCAUCGGAAGAAGAAAUCCGUGCGAUGGUCUCCCCCGAGCAGUGCUGCGCCUAUUUCAGUAUGAUUGCAGCUGAGCAGCGUUUGAAGGACGCCGGAUACGGAGAGAAGUUUAUAUUUGCCCAGCAGGAGGAUGACGACGAGGAAAUGCAACUGAAGAUGGACGACGAAGUAAAGGUAGCCCCGUGGAAUACGACCCGAGCGUACAUUCAGGCCAUGCGAGGCAAGUGCAUCCUGCAGUUGAACGGUCCGGCUGAUCCGACCGGUUGUGGCGAAGGGUUUUCCUACGUGAGGAUGCCCAACAAGCCGACGCAACAAAACAAAGAAGAAAUUGAAAGCCAACCGAAGCGUACGGUCACUGGAACAGAUGCCGAUUUACGACGCCUUUCGCUCAACAACGCUAAAGCUCUUCUAAGAAAAUUUCAAGUCCCGGAAGAGGAAAUCAAAAAGCUCUCCCGAUGGGAAGUCAUCGACGUUGUGCGGACUCUGUCGACCGAGAAAGCCAAAGCUGGCGAAGAGGGCAUGGAUAAAUUCUCCCGUGGUAAUCGGUUCUCGAUUGCCGAACACCAGGAACGCUACAAGGAAGAGUGCCAACGUAUCUUCGAUCUGCAAAACAGGGUGCUCGCUUCGUCCGAAGUGCUAUCUACGGACGAGGGUGAAUCAACGGCUUCCGAAGAAUCGGACCUGGAAGAACUGGGCAAGAAUUUGGAAAAUAUGCUGGCCAACAAGAAGACGUCCACGCAGCUGUCGCUGGAACGAGAGGAACAGGAACGCCAGGAACUGCUAAGGAAGAUCAUGGAAGAGCAAGGCAGUUCGAGUAGGGGUAAAAAGAAGGAUGACGAUUUGAAGGAUUUGCAGCAAGUUCCUACCACAAAAAUCCUGAAGAUUACUCGAACCUUCAAAAACUCCGAAGGUCGCGAGUAUACACGUGUAGAAAUUGUCCGCCGAGCGCCAGUCAUUGAUGCCUAUACGAAGAUUCGCACCACCAAGGAUGAAGCAUUCAUCAGACAAUUUGCCACUCUAGACGAAGCCCAGAAGGAGGAAAUGAAACGUGAAAAGCGUCGCAUUCAGGAACAGUUGCGGCGAAUCAAGCGCAACCAGCAGAAGAUUGGUAUGAUGCAACAACAGCACCAGCAACAUUCAGUUGGAACUCCCAUCAGUUUAGGUGAUCGAGAAACUCUGGGCAGCUCAAAAUCCAGCACGCAUACUUCGACGCCCAAGGAAAGUCACGCUAAGGAGCAUAGUCCUUCGUCGCGCAAGAAGGUGAAACUAAAGCCAGAUCUCAAACUGAAGUGUGGAGCGUGUGGACAAGUGGGACACAUGCGGACGAAUAAGGCCUGUCCGCUCUAUACGGGCACAAUCCCGACGCCUUCGUUGAACGUGGCAAUGACUGAAGAGCAGGAAGAGGAGAUUGAAAAAGAACUGAACGCAGACGAUGAAGAUCUAGUGAAUGUUGAUGGCACUAAAGUUAAGCUGAGUGGUAAGUUGCUUAAGCGGCACGAAGAUGUGAAGAGAAGGACUUUGCUGCUGAAGGUACCGAAAGAAGCCGUCAGUAAAAAACGACGCCGCGUUGGAGGCGAUUCCAACUGUGACUAUCUGAAGCGACAUAACAAAACUGCAAAUCGCAGAAGAACUGACCCUAGCGUACUGUUAUCUUCACUACUGGAGCAGAUAUUGAACGAAUUGCGUGACAUGCCGGAUGUGGCACCAUUUAUGUUCCCCGUCAAUGCCAAACAGGUGGUAGACUACCACAAAAUUGUUCAACGGCCAAUGGACCUGCAAACUAUUCGUGAACACAUUCGGCAGAAGAAAUAUCAAACUCGGGAUGAGUUUAUUGCUGACAUCAACCAAAUUGUCGAAAACUCUUCGCUUUAUAAUGGAGCGAAGAGUUCCCUAACGAUAGCAGCUCAACGAAUGCUCCAAAAGUGCAAAGAUCGAAUGCAGGAGAAAGAAGAACGGUUGACCCGACUGGAGAAGAGUAUCAAUCCGCUGCUGGAUGACGACGACCAGGUAGCGUUGUCGUAUAUGCUCGGUGAGUACGUGAAUGGUCCGUUGAAGGCAAUGCCGGAGAGCUGGCCCUUCCUGAAACCUGUCAACAAACGCCUGGUGAAGGAUUAUUAUACCAUCAUUCGGAAACCGAUGGAUUUGGAGAAGAUUUCGAAGAAGGUGGCUUCGCAUAAGUACCACUCCAGGGUAGAUUUUUUGCAAGAUAUACAGCUGAUUGCGGACAAUUGCGAAACCUACAACGGAGCGGAAGCAAACUUUACCAGGCAAGCACGCCACAUGGUGGAGGUUGUCAAGCAGGCGCUGGAGUCGAUGGAUAACAUGGCUCAACUGGAAAAGAACAUUGCCUUGGUUCAGGAACGCGCACGCAAUGAGGACAUCGACUGGGAGGAUGACGAACGAGACGGCAAGUACUUCCAAGGAUCGCGUGACACCUCGCCGGAUCGGGACUACGGCGACGAAGACAUCAGCAACUUGGAUCGACCGUCGUCGGCUGCGUCGAUGGCGUCCAGCCGGCCGGGUCCCAGCGGGCUGAUGAGGCCGAACAUGGAUGGCAAGAAGGCGCGUGGAAGACCGCGUAAGAUGCAACAUGAAGAAGAAUUCCCGGGCAUGAUGAUGUCACAGAUGAUGAACAGAAUGCUGCUCAAGCGCUCCCGUGGCCGCCCCCGUAAGGACCGCGACGAAUUUGGCGUCGGCAGCACCCCCACCGGUAUGGCCAUCCAGAGCGGUAGUCAUAUGCGAGGCAAUCAAGGCGGCUUUGGAAGUAGUGGACCCGCACGGGAGCUCGGUGGGUACGAUGGUAUUCCGUCGAGUUCAUCCACACCACUGUUGGCCACCGAUCCGUCUGCCUCUGCCUUUGAAAUGAACUGGAUGGCAAAUGCGGGCUCCUCGGAGAUGGAUAGGACCAAGCUAAUGAGUACUAACAAUUCGUACGGGCAUGACAGUACAGUUGCUACUACCAGAGGUGGAAGAUACUUUGGGGAUUCGGGGCUUUUUGGGCGACAUAAGCAAGGUGGUCAAUAUUCGACCGACGAUGAGGAGUUCGAAGAAGUCACCAUGAGCGAUAAUGAGGGAGUUUCAGUGACACUUGACCAAUCGAAUGCUCCAUCAAAUUCCUCUAUUUUACCUCCUCAAGAAGGGGACAGUCAACAGGCAGCAGAAGCCAUGGUACAGUUGAGUGGUACGCAGUCAUUCUACCAAACGGCCGAAGAAUCAAUGGAAAUCGAUCCUAACUAUGAUCCAAGCGAUUUUCUCGGAAUGUCCAAUCGACAGAUGGGCACAGACACUGGCGGGCAGUCUGGAACAAUCGAUGCCAAUCAAUUUGCAUAUCAGCAGGGCAGUGCAUUCGAUCCUAACUUCCAACAGUUCCAGCAGCAACCGUCACAGUUUGAAGAUCAACAAAUUAUGGGUAAUGUUGGAGAACUUCAACAACAGGAACAAGCGCAACAGCAACAGCAGCCGCCGGCGGUUUUGCCACCAUUACAAUCAUUGCAUAAGGAUCUGGCCAUCUCGGACAGCGAUGAUGAGCAGAACAAUUUGCAAAUGGAUAUAUUUAACAAUGCGAAUGAGAAUGAUGAUAAUGACGACGGAGGAGGACUUUGGUUCUAAACAUUUUCAAUUCUACAUAAUCGACUUAGUUUAAGAUACAUAUGAAAAGAAAAUAUAGAUAUGUUACAUUAUGAAGUAUACAA
This is a messenger RNA of Aedes albopictus (Asian tiger mosquito), 6791 nucleotides long. It is a transcript of the gene Taf1, whose product is annotated as transcription initiation factor TFIID subunit 1. Gene Ontology annotation, cellular component: transcription factor TFIID complex. Gene Ontology annotation, molecular function: DNA binding; RNA polymerase II general transcription initiation factor activity; histone acetyltransferase activity. The record is from RefSeq and is a predicted model, not a curated record. Gene Ontology annotation, biological process: transcription by RNA polymerase II; DNA-templated transcription initiation; RNA polymerase II preinitiation complex assembly. The transcript has 8 exons. Lineage: Eukaryota; Metazoa; Arthropoda; Insecta; Diptera; Culicidae. Bases 391 to 6708 code for a protein of 2105 amino acids.